Messenger RNA from Manihot esculenta (cassava), 1489 nucleotides. Its product is annotated as abasic site processing protein YoqW. NCBI's taxonomy places the organism in Eukaryota, Viridiplantae, Streptophyta, Magnoliopsida, Malpighiales, Euphorbiaceae. Gene Ontology annotation, molecular function: single-stranded DNA binding. Gene Ontology annotation, biological process: DNA damage response. Bases 104 to 1213 code for a protein of 369 amino acids. The transcript is spliced from 8 exons. The record is from RefSeq and is a predicted model, not a curated record.
CACUCAACAGGCAGUAGAAAAGACUGUACCCGCACUUUCUUCCCGCCCUUAUUCAGUUGACAAAGAAGAGAGUAACAGGGAGGGAACUGAACCGACGACUGUCAUGUGCGGCAGAGCUCGUUGUACUCUCAGAGCCGAUGACAUCCCUAGGGCUUGUCAUCGCACUGGUGCUCCCGUCCGUUCGGUUAAUAUGGGCCGAUAUCGGCCAUCUUAUAAUGUCUCGCCGGGAUCGAACUUGCCGGUUGUUUGUAGAGUAGAUGGAUCUGAUGGCGAGGGUUAUGCUCUUCAGUGUAUGACGUGGGGAUUGAUUCCCAGUUUCACUAAGAAAAAUGAGAAACCCGAUUUCUACAAGAUGUUCAAUGCUCGAUCAGAGUCAAUAAGUGAAAAGGCUUCUUUUCGACGAUUACUUGCUAAAAGCCGGUGUCUUGUAGCAGUAGAAGGGUUCUAUGAGUGGAAAAAGGAUGGGUCAAAAAAACAGCCUUACUACAUUCAUUUCAAGGAUGGUAGGUCUCUUGUGUUUGCUGCUCUUUAUGAUUCCUGGCAGAAUUCUGAAGGUGAGAUACUUUAUACCUUCACUAUACUGACAACUUCCUCAUCUUCAGCUUUACAGUGGUUGCAUGACAGGAUGCCUGUCAUUUUGAGCAACAAGGAAGCAAUUGACACAUGGCUAAAUGGUUCUUCCUCCUCUAAGUUUGAUGUUGUGCUUAAACCUUAUGAGAAUUCAGAUUUGGUAUGGUACCCAGUGACAUCUGCAAUGGGCAAGACAUCUUUUGAUGGACCAGAGUGCAUUAAAGAGAUACAUUUGAAGACUGAGGACCAAAGCACCAUCUCGAAGUUUUUCUCAAAGAAGGAAACUAAAAGAGAACAAGAACCAAACCUGCAGGAAAGUACAUGUGAUAAAGCUGUCAAUGUCAAUCUUCAAAAAAGUGUGAAAGACGAACAUGGAAGUGGGGACAAGUUGGAAGUUCCUUCCUCAACGCAAAAGCUUGAUGAUCAUAUAAAAUCCAAUGUUCCUAUAGUGGUUUGUGAGGAUAAGGAUGAAACCAAGCGCAAACCAAAGCGGGACUAUGAGGAGCAUUUAGCUGAUUCAAACACAGUUAAAAAUGACAAAAUGCAGCUGAGUCCUUCAAGGAAGAAGACCAACCUUAAGAGUGGUACUGGUGGUGAUAGUGAUAAACAGCCAACACUGCUUUCGUACUUUAACAAGAGGUAGUACUCAUGUGCACUAAUUUUCAUAGUCUUAGGCACCUGAUUCUUAUGCAUAUAAACGGAUAUAUCUUGGUUUGUAACUUUUCUACCUGAAAGGCCUUGACGUCACUAGAUACUUAGAAUUAUGUUUGCAAGGGACUGCUGCUCAUUUUGUGCAGUUUUUUGUUCCGGAGAAAUUUCUGGUAAAUGUAAGUGGGGAAGCACAUGGAUCUGUAACUUAGUAGACUUUCGAACUGAUCUUUUGUUUAGAUGGCAAAUUGGAAAAACUUUGUUGAUUUGC